Molecule: messenger RNA, 2188 nt
Organism: Dreissena polymorpha
Lineage: Eukaryota; Metazoa; Mollusca; Bivalvia; Myida; Dreissenidae
Exons: 1
Coding region: 140-1978 (612 amino acids)
Source: RefSeq, a predicted model, not a curated record
UCGUUAUCUAGACGUGACGGAGAUAACGCUUCUGUUAGUAACGUGCCAAAACACCUGUUUAUGGUUUAACACAUCACAUCUGAAACACAUAUCAAUUCGUCAUUUCAACAAAGUGGACGCUUAUCCAACGUGUACAAAUAUGUUGAGAUCGUGUAAAUUAAUCGUGUUGGCGUCAGUAGCGUUUAUAGGGAAAAUUCAUGGAGCAUCGGAAUUUACAAUAGAAGCAGAAAACAUGACCACAACUUCCGGUCAGGUUAUGCAAAGGACUAAUGCGUCCAACAAUAUGUCUGUUCUUCUGCAUCAAGGCGACAUGCUUAGUUAUGAAUUCUGUCUCAUGGCGCCCUCGGCUGUUCAAAUAAAGAGACUUAUGUAUUCAAACGACGGAGGUAGUGACCGGAUCUAUGUCAGGAUGGACAGAACGGACAUGACGUCAUUUGACACCGUUAUUGUCACAAAUAACGUGCUCGCCUGGAACACGUUUCGGUCUCCUCAUAUGGAGAACACCGCUCUGAGUAUUUCUCAAGGCACACACAUACUAACCAUUUUUGCAGAGAAAUCUGAUCCGAGUGGUGUAGAAAUUGACAUGGUCACACUGCAGAUCAAUUCUUCUCAGUCCCUUGGCUCGCUUAAGUGUGAAGUGUUCUGUUUCGACAACAUCCGUUACCGCCCUGAUGCAACGGACACGCAACACGCCGCCAAAGGUGUAGCGGUCCAGAAGAGCAUGCGGACGAUCUGCGCCGAGGAGGACAACGUGAAUAUUCCUGUGUUCCACAAUUCUACGACAAAGUUCACGGUCACCGCGAGUCUUCCGAAAUACACAACGUUCGCAAAUAACAAAGGCGCGGAUUUCACAAAUUGUAAAAUGGCGGACAAGUUGUUAUAUUUUUCCGGGAUUGGAGACCACAAUAGGUCAUCUACUGAAAAAGAUGGUUCGGCCUUCUAUUUGAAUUUUCAUACCGGAUUUGGAGUCGUGAGCUCGAAUCAGAUUGGAAGACUGGUAAUCAGUUUUCCACUUAACGGUCCCGCUAACGGUUCAAUGGAUUCAGAGACUGGUUUACGUUUUAUUUUAGAAAACGUCACCUUCAGCGGCACGCUGUUGAUCCAGUUCGAAUAUUUGAAUCGUUAUGAUCAGUGGUCCACUGCACAACAGGCAACUGUGGUCGACUACGAAAAAGUUAUCGAGUUUAAUUCUACAGAUUUUAGUUUACGCGAAGGAAUCUCAAAUGAAAUAAGGAUUACGUUCUAUUCAAAGCAACACAAUCCAGAUUCCCUACACAUUAGCAAGAUAUACGCAUUAAAACGUGUCUUUCAUGGAGACUUAACAACAGAGGUAUACGACGAUGGAACGACUAAGAUUGAAGUGGUCGAGCUCGACCUCUGGUGGCGAGUCAACCAAAGCAUGACGGUGAACAUAAGCAACACGGGCCGCAUUGACCAUGGCGUCCACUACUUCCGGGUGUACCAUCGCGUGCCAUGGUCGGCGGACCGAUGGUCGCAAGUGUUCGUUAUGUACCAGGAUGGCAACAUUCGGCUCCUGCCGAUCACUCCACACGGCCUCGACUGGAUCCCGUUUGGUUCAUCCGUCAUAAUUGGGCAGACGAAUCCCGCCGACGUCCGUCCGUGCGCACCCGUCGAUCACGUGAACAUUAACACGGACACGCUGCAACUUAUGAUUUAUUACGCCGACGGCGGAAUCGUUACCAUGAAUAUUGUGUCGCUCUUCAAAGAAACCCGACUUCACAUAUCUGAUGUGACUUUUGUCCAACCAAGAUAUCUAUUCCCGUUCUUUACCUUUCGGUCCAUGUACGUAGCCGAUGGCAACAGUGACGUAGAUCACCUGACAGCCGACGACGGUCCAAACUACGCCAUUAUUGAACCGUGGGGUUCACUUUCGGGGAAGUUCUUUGCAUUUUACCGACAGUGCAUUUCGAAGCAUAAUACGCUUAGUCCGGACAUAGAGCUCGAUAUUAUGCAGUAACAUUAAGCGUCCUUUUCUACUCGUUCAUUUUGGCCUCAGUUUGGUGAUUAUUCCGUUGAUAUUUUAUUUUUUCCUUUAAAGAUAACGUGCUUACUAUUUAAUGAUUAAAUGAUUUAAAAUUAAAAAUUGGUUAUUUAUUAAUUACAUUGAAUAAGCGUCCAAUAUUUUCUGUUUAUAAAUCAUUAUAUAUUUAUUAAACGAUAAACUGAA